Molecule: messenger RNA, 1551 nt
Organism: Lodderomyces parapsilosis
Lineage: Eukaryota; Fungi; Ascomycota; Pichiomycetes; Serinales; Debaryomycetaceae
Gene: PIN4
Product: Pin4p
Exons: 1
Coding region: 1-1551 (516 amino acids)
Cellular component (GO): cytoplasm; nucleus
Molecular function (GO): mRNA binding
Source: RefSeq, a predicted model, not a curated record
AUGGAUUUUAGAAACUUGUCUAUUACUAGUACCACCACAACCACCAAUCAAAUGGACAAUAUAGUAAAGCGUCGUCCUUCUUUAUCAUCACUAUCAUCGACAUCCGGUUAUUCCUCCUCGUCGACGCCUUUCAAUACAAAGAGCUAUACCCCAAACGCUCUCAUGAACAAAGACUUGCAAAGUUCGUGGCUCAACCAACCAAGUUCAACUUCGAUUGGCCCUUGGGUAGAGCAGCAACAACAACAAACUCUCGAAGCCUUGGACAAAACCUUGGACAAACCAAUUAAUGAUGAGACGACAAAACCUAAUGAUAAUGAACCUCACGACAACAAUGACCAUACCGACGAUGAAGAACUUAUCCCCACUGCGAUUGUAAUCAAAAACAUUCCAUUCGCUAUCAAGAAAGAACAAUUGUUGGACGUGAUGACGAAGCUAAAUUUACCUUUACCUUAUGCAUUCAAUUACCAUUUUGAUAAUGGUGUCUUUAGAGGUUUGGCGUUUGCAAAUUUCACAUCCACUGACGAAACAUCUCUUGUGGUGAAUCAACUCAAUGGUAGGGAGAUAGGAGGCAGGAAAUUACGAGUCGAAUACAAGAAAAUGUUACCUGCUCAAGAAAGAGAACGGAUUGAACGGGAAAAAAGGGAGAAAAGAGGUCAAUUAGAAGAACAACAUAGAUCAACUUCCAAUGCAUCUUUGGCAUCCUUGUUAUCACAGGCUUCGACAACAGCCGCCACGAAGAACCUUAGUGUUGCUGGUACCUCUUCUUCACAAGAGAGAAUUCUUUUGAAUUUGCCCUUUGGUUGUUCACUGUUUGCCCCACCAGAAAUUAAUUUCAACGAUCCCGAAAUUUUAGAAUUAUACACGCAGUUGGUACUUUACCGCGAUGAUGCUUCGAAAUCUGUGUUUGAGUUGGCAAUAUCACCAUUGAACUUGAAUAUUGCUCAGAGGAAAAUUAUUUCAUACAUUUGCAAUUAUCUACAUCUAUUGGAGCUUUUUGACAAUGGCAUGAUUAUAAUCAGAAGAAAACCGGGUCAUAUUUCAAUCGCCCCCGGUCAAACGCGCCAACAACCACUUCAUUCGGCCUCCAUGAUGAAUCUUAACCAAUUGGCAAACCCUCCUGAGUUGUUGCGCUCACAUUCUCAAUCGGCCAUACCCAUGCCAAGGUUGAGACAACAAACAUCAACGCCAACGCAACAACAACCUCAAUUAGUUUACCAACAAAGACCUUACACACAACAUGGAUAUUACCAGCAAUCUCAACAACCACCACCACCGCAAUUGGCUCAAAAUUUGUCAGCAGGAAGUUCUGCUGCUGCAUUGUUACGGACAAACAAUAAUAGAUCGUAUGUCGACGUGAGAUCUACACCACCAUUGACACAAGUGGAAAGUAAUCCAAUCCCACAACAGCAGCAGCAGCAGCAACAGCAGCAGCAGCAGCAACAGCAUCAGCAACAGUUUUUCCAGCCCAAUACUGCAAGUACCACCAAUAAUGUUCACUCACAACCGCAGACGCCAUCAAGUGGAUCGAUUUGGGGCCCAAGGUUUAUAUAG